AUGAAUUCUCCAUCCACCCAGUUUGUCACCUCAAGAAGGAUGGGGGCCUAUGAGCCUAUCCACCAGAUUAGCAUGUGGGAGGAAAGCUUUAAGAGUAAUGGUAAUUUUAAUGCCUCAGCAUCCAUGAUCGUUGAUGCUGACACAAAACUAGAUAAUCAGUCAGAGGAUGCUUCUCAUGGAAUCCUGGGACCUUCUAGCAAGUAUGACCAAGAAGCAACUAAACCUACAGACAAGGUGCAAAGACGUCUUGCACAAAAUCGGGAGGCUGCUCGUAAAAGCCGGAUGCGAAAGAAGGCCUAUGUUCAGCAGUUAGAAACAAGUCGUUUGAAGCUUAUUCAAUUAGAGCAAGAGCUUGACCGAGCAAGACAACAGCAGGGUAUUUAUAUUGGCAGUGGACUGGAUGCUAGUCCUCUAGGAUUCUCGGGCACUAUAAACUCAGGUGUAACAACAUUUGAGAUGGAGUAUGGACACUGGGUGGAAGAACAAAAUAGGCAAAUUAAUGAACUGAGGACUGCUUUGCAUGCUCAUAUAAGUGAUAUAGAGCUUCGAUUCCUUGUGGAUAGUGGCAUGAGUCACUAUUUUGAACUUUUCAGCAUGAAAUUAACUGCCGCAAAAGCUGAUGUAUUCUAUGUGAUGUCUGGGAUGUGGAAAACAUCAGCUGAACGGUUUUUCUCAUGGAUUGGAGGGUUCCGCCCUUCAGAGAUUCUUAAGGUUCUUCAGCCUCACCUUGACCCCUUGACAGACCAACAAGUUUUGGAUGUUUACAAUCUUAGGCAAUCAUGUCAACAAGCAGAAGAUGCUCUUUCGCAAGGUAUGGAUAAACUCCAGCUCACUCUGGCUGACACUGUGGCAGCUGGUCAACUGGGUGAAGGUAGUUAUGUGCCACAGAUGGCUAAUGCCAUGCAGAAAUUGGAAGAGCUCGUGAGCUUUGUGCAACAGGCUGAUAAUCUUCGGCGGGGGACCUUACAGCAGAUGUCAUGCAUCCUAACAAUCCGCCAGGCAGCUCGCGGCCUUCUUGCCUUGGGGGAGUACUUCCAACGCCUUCGGGCUUUGAGCUCGCUCUGGGCUACUCGUCCUCGUGAGCCUGCCUAA
Molecule: messenger RNA, 1092 nt
Organism: Prunus armeniaca (apricot)
Lineage: Eukaryota; Viridiplantae; Streptophyta; Magnoliopsida; Rosales; Rosaceae
Source: the annotation of a GenBank genome assembly